Messenger RNA from Poecilia reticulata (guppy), 1560 nucleotides. Lineage: Eukaryota; Metazoa; Chordata; Actinopteri; Cyprinodontiformes; Poeciliidae. The record is from RefSeq and is a predicted model, not a curated record.
CUGUUGCAGAUUUCCUACAAGUCUGGAAGAUAACUUUAAAUCUGUUGUAUUUAAAUUCUCCAGCAAAACGGAAAUUUUAUCGAUGUGUCGGUCUUAAAUAAGUUGUGUAAGCAUAUGCAGAGAAGUAUUUAGCUUUAUACUGCUAUCAGAGAAGAAAGGUUCAACUAAUGGAAAGCAGUGGCGACAUAAAUCUACUAAGAUUAUUACAGUGAGAGUGAAAAUGGAAAACAGCUAAAUCAAAGCAUAUGAAUGGCAAAAAUAUAAAACUUAAGAGACAGACUUAACAAAUAUAGCCUUGUUGAAACCAAAUAUUUACAUGCAAUGUAUAAAAAGACACAUAACCAGGCAUUUUUUUCUCCUACAGACAAACUCUUCCUGUUUAGGUUAGGAAGCAUGGAUGUAAGCAGUACAUCAAACUCUCAGAUCCCCACACUGCAUGCGGACGCUCUGUGUGGCGGCUGCCCGCCCUCUGGUUCUGCUCCGCAGUCCGGUGGCCUCUGGCCAACUCUGCCGCGGUCCGGAGCCGAGUUCCCUGCGUGGCCCGGGCAGCCCACCCAGUCCGUGCCGUGCUGGACCGGCCAACCAAACACCGCGUGCUGGCCCGCUCCCCAACCGGCUCCGGUUUCAGUUCCCGCUCCUAUUUCAGUUUCCGCACCGACUCAAGUUAUAACGCCACCAGCACCGACCGCAACCUUGGUACCAGCGCCAGUUCAGGUUCCUACUUCCGCAGUCCAGCAGCCCUGUCAGCCAUGUUGGCCAGCCACGCAGUACCAGCCGUCCCAGCAGCCGGCUCCGAUUCAAACCCAGGUGCCUGCUCCACCUCCGGCCGCCGCCACCAUACACCCGGGCUUACCCGGCUGGCCUGCUCACCCUGGCUGGCCUUAUAACCCGGGACAGUCAGGAUGGCCCGGACAGAAUCCGUCUAUGAUGGCGCCCCACUGGCUUCCCCCCACAUCUGGACCUAUGAGUGUGCCCUACAACUUAAACCUGGCUCGAGGAGUAUAUGACAAAAUGAUGAUGACAAUCCUGGGUUAUGUCAAACCCAAUGCCAAAAUGUUCACAGUCAACUUCCUGAGAGGCAACGACAUUGCCUUUCACAUCAACCCACGCUUUAACGAGGGGGCCAAGCAGGUGGUCGUCCGGAACCACAAAUUGGGUGAUCGCUGGGGCCCAGAGGAGAGGGACCUUAAGGGACCCUUCCCUUUCGCUCCUGGGAGCCCGUUUGAGAUGAAGAUCCUGUGCACUCCAGAGACGUUCAGGGUGGCGGUAAACAACAUCCCGCUGUUCGAGUUCCGCCACCGCAUCCGAGAGCUGAACCAGAUCGACCGGAUCAACAUCCUGAACGACGUCGUCCUCACCUACGUCAACGUGGAGACGCUUCCUUAGAUUCUUGUGCAACUUUUCACUCCGAAAUAAAGCACGGAUUACCGGCUAAGUUUAAGAAAUGUGCUUAAAACCUAAACAUUUUUAUUGCAGUUUUCUGAAACAACCGACUAAAAAAAAUGGUGAACAACUUAGAUUGUUUUCAGAAGAAGCUUUAACUUAUCUGUUGGGAGGGGG